ACCAAGUUCAUGGGAUGAAGACUUCCUCCUGUUGUGGGAGUCUAAAAGGGCUUCGUUUCUUUCCACUUGAGCUGGCAGCUUCCCUCUGUAACAACGCGGCACUUAGAAGCAGGGACAUUCCAUCCAUCUGAGGAUCAUGGAAAGGAAUGGCUCCCCAGAGAGUCCACAACAAGGCCAAGGGUGGUAUGCUACCCCCAAAUGUGGGUGGUUGAGAAAACAAGGAAGAUUUACCAAGACUUGGCAUGCAUGCUGGUUUGUGCUCAAGGGAGACCAACUCUUCUACUUCAAAGAUAAAGAUGAAACGAGACCAUUGGGUACUAUUAUGCUGCCUGGGAACAAAGUCAUAGAGCAUCCCUACAAUGAAGAGAGACCAGGAGAGUUCCUUUUUGAAGUAGUUCCAGUAAGAGAUCCACAUCAAAUGACAUCGAACCAUGAAACCCACCUCCUCAUGGCUAAUACACAGAAUGACAUGGAAGAAUGGCUGAAGUCUAUUCGCAGAGUCAUAUGGGCACCUUUUGGGGGAGGUAUUUUUGGACAGAAACUGGAAGAAACAGUCUGCUUUGAGAAGAGAUAUGGGAACUUCCUGGCCCCCAUGUUAGUAGAACAAUGUGUGGAUUUUAUCCGACAGUGGGGGCUAAAGGAAGAAGGUCUGUUUCAACUUUCAGGCCAGGCUAAGCUUGUGAAAGAGUUACAGGAUGCCUUUGACUAUGGAGAGAAGCCUUCUUUUGACAGUAACACAGAUGUGCACACAGUGGCUUCUCUUCUUCAAUUAUAUCUCCGAGAACUUCCAGAACCAAUCAUCCCCUAUGCAAAGUAUGAAGAUUUUCUGUGCUGUGCAAAUUUACUCAGUAAAGAAGAAGAAAUGGGUGUUAAGGAACUAGUGAAGCAGGUGAAAAAUCUGCCAGUGGUUAAUUACAAUUUCCUCAAGUACCUAUGCAGCUUCCUGGCUGAAGUCCAGUCCAACUCGAGCGCUAACAAGACGAGUGUACAGAACUUGGCCGCUGUCUUUGGUGCCAUUAUUUUGCGUCCCAAAGUACAAGACCCUAGGACCCUUAUGGAGGGAACUUCUGUGGUCCAACAGUUGAUGUCAGUGAUGAUUGGCAGACACAAGCAGCUCUUCCCCAAAGAUGCAGAGCUUCAGACCAAGCACCCAGAGGUCAUGUGCAACAAUAACAAUAAAAUUCAGAAGAAAUCGAUGACUGACCAGCUGCAGAAUAAAGAGAACAACACCAAGGACCCAGGAAGCAUAAGGUACUCUUGGGAUAAGCUUGAGUCUCCCCAGAGAAUUAGCAUGGAUAAUGGGUCUCUCGUAACUCUGCCAGGCUCCCAGGCCAACAGCCCACAAAACAGUGUACACAGAUUUGAUGUUUCCAGAAGUCCUGCUCUCACAGUUAAAAAAAAUCCUGCCUUUAAUAAAGGCAGCGGCAUAGUCACCAACGGGUCCUUUAGCAGCAGCAAUGCAGAUAGCAAUGAGAAAACUCAAUACUCCUCUACUGGAAACUUACAGGCCAGGAGAACAUCUUCCCUAAAAGGGGCAGGUACCAAAAUGGGGACGUGCAGUGUGCAGAACGGAGGGGUCCGCAUGGGCAUUUUGAGCACAGACACUCUUGGAAACACGAUGAAUAGCCGUGCCACAAACUGGAUGUCCAAUGGCUAUGUGACGCUGCGGGAUAACAAACAGAAAGACCCGGUAGGAGACUUGGACCAACCUAACAGGCUCUCCACGUAUGACAACGUUCAUCAGCAAUUCUCUCUGGUGAGCUCAGAGGACAAGCAGAGCUUGGACAGUGCUGCCUGGUCUACCUCCUUGGGUGAAAUAUCCCUUUCUGAAAAUUCUACCUCCUGUCACUCUUCUACCACCACAUGUCCGGACCAUGACUUCUGUGGUGCAAACUUUGAAGAUCCUGCGUUGGAAAAAUCCCCCCUCGAAGAGCCCGCAUACCCUGGAGAUUAUGAAAGCAAAUUGGAGAAGAGGAGGAUGGGGGACCAUAGCAUCCAAGCUAUCAGCAACAGGGACGAGGCUGAAACCUUUGUGGGGAUCAAGCCAAGCAACCACAGUGCCCUGCACGAUCUGGUUUCUAGCCUAAAACAGGAGAUAACUAAACAGAAAAUAGAAUAUGAAUCCAGGAUCAAGAGUUUGGAGCAACGAAACUUGACAUUGGAAAUGGAAAUGCUAACCCUUCAUGAGGAACUAGAUCAAGAGAGGAAAAAGUUCACAAUGGUGGAGAUCAAAAUGAGAAAUGCCGAGAGAGCAAAAGAAGAUGCAGAAAAAAGAAACGACAUAUUACAGAAAGAGAUGGAGCAGUUUUUUUCCACAUUUGGGGAACUGACAGUGGAAUCCCAUAGAACUGAGAGAGACAACACUAUAUGGAUCCAAUGAGCUUCCUCUAUUGCUGGGAAGGGCUCUUGGAAGGAAAUGCAAUGGGGAUAUAAUACUUUACUAUGUUCUGGUAACCUGACUGAUAAAAGCACUCAGCACUAUAAAUCCUGGAAAGAGAAAAGAUAUAGUAUGUUAAAUCAUCUAUCCUUUCAAAGUAAACUAAUCAAAGCUGGGCUAUACUCCUGAAGGCUCCAACAAGCCCCCGUCAAGUAUUAAAAUCUGAUAUAUGUAUAUAUUGUCAUUUUUUAAAGUCAUCUAGAAAUGAAAGUUGUAUUUAAACUGGCAAAUCAACUGCGUUUUCUAUCAAGUUUUACUCCAAAGCACUACUUUUGCCAUUAUGUUUCACUGAUUUAUUUUAUGGCUCAAAAGUUUUUGUUACCCAUCUUGUUGGGAAAUGCAGAUAACAAUAUAUAUUUGCGUGUGUUCAUAUACAAACAAUAUAAGUGAUUAAAAGCCAAGUUAUAACUUGUGGUUGUGCAGUUUGACCAUGAAUAAAAAAA
Messenger RNA from Dromiciops gliroides (monito del monte), 2880 nucleotides. It is a transcript of the gene ARHGAP24, whose product is annotated as Rho GTPase activating protein 24. Gene Ontology annotation, cellular component: focal adhesion. The record is from RefSeq and is a predicted model, not a curated record. The coding region runs from base 137 to 2380 and encodes 747 amino acids. Lineage: Eukaryota; Metazoa; Chordata; Mammalia; Microbiotheria; Microbiotheriidae. The transcript has 10 exons. Gene Ontology annotation, molecular function: GTPase activator activity. Gene Ontology annotation, biological process: negative regulation of ruffle assembly; activation of GTPase activity; wound healing, spreading of epidermal cells.